GCAUUUAACUCGCUGCAGCUGCUUGGAAUCAGGGUAGAGGCAGGCCAGACUCGAUGCUGAUUGGCAUGGGAAGAGCGGAAGAUCAGAGAAGACACAAUAAUUUCAGCCUAAAGUGCAUUAAAGAUAAAUGGCUCCCAAUCACCGUUACUGUCAUCAUCACGGCUUUGGUCGCCACCAUCAUCGGGCUGGCGGCCAAGAAGACGCCCCCCUGCCCAUGCUACCUGCCCCAUGUCACUGCUGCGUGUCCUGAUGGCUGGAUCGGGUACCAAGGGAAAUGCUAUUACUUCUCAGAGAGUGAAGGGAGCUGGAGCGCCAGCCAGAACCACUGCUCUUCACUCAACGCCUCCCUGGCAGUGAUUGACUCCCUGCCAGACCUGGAUUUCAUGCUGCGCUAUAAAGAGCCCCCUCUCUACUGGAUCGGCCUGCGAAGGGACUCCCCUGGCCAGCCCUGGAAAUGGACCAACGGGACUGAAUUCAAUAAGUGGUUUCAGAUCGGAGGGGACGGGUCUUGUGCCUACCUGAACAAUCCUGGUGUCAGCUGCUCCUGGUGCUACUCGGAGAGACGCUUCAUCUGCAGCCAGCCAGAUGUGUACGCCAGAGGAAAUCCAAAUGCUACAGGAGAGGGCUCAACGCAGAAACUCACCUAAAAG
Molecule: messenger RNA, 650 nt
Organism: Emys orbicularis (European pond turtle)
Lineage: Eukaryota; Metazoa; Chordata; Testudines; Emydidae
Product: C-type lectin domain family 2 member D-like
Exons: 6
Coding region: 54-647 (197 amino acids)
Source: RefSeq, a predicted model, not a curated record